Sphaeroforma arctica JP610 is the source of this 158-nucleotide messenger RNA. RefSeq lists its product as hypothetical. Gene Ontology annotation, molecular function: ATP hydrolysis activity; ATPase-coupled transmembrane transporter activity; ATP binding. The record is from RefSeq and is a predicted model, not a curated record. The transcript has a single exon. Lineage: Eukaryota; Ichthyosporea; Ichthyophonida. Gene Ontology annotation, biological process: transmembrane transport. The annotation marks the transcript as partial.
GCGGCAAAUCCACAGUCAUUCGGCUUCUGUUCCGUUUCUACGAUGUGACGUCUGGGCAGAUCACAAUCGAUGGGCAGGACAUUCGAGACGUCACGCAGACCUCACUGCGCCACGCCAUCGGAGUCGUCCCUCAGGACACUGUCUUGUUCAAUAACACG